Messenger RNA from Mollisia scopiformis, 2155 nucleotides. RefSeq lists its product as uncharacterized. Bases 343 to 1683 code for a protein of 446 amino acids. The transcript has 2 exons. The record is from RefSeq and is a predicted model, not a curated record. NCBI's taxonomy places the organism in Eukaryota, Fungi, Ascomycota, Leotiomycetes, Helotiales, Mollisiaceae.
AAUCCCCAAGCCUGGAAAUCUCUUGCCCACCAUCAUCUUCGCAACCACACAUCGUCCAUUUGCAUAGAUACCCGUUCUAGUUGCACCAUCCUUUACAAUUAAUUGCAGUCAUCGCAGUCAUCGCAGUCAUUGCUUGCUUGCAGCGUCGUUGUUCUUGCUCGUUUGCCAACGCAUAAUUCACCCACGUUUUCGCGCAUAUCCCUUGCGCUCUACUUCGACCAGAGGACAAUCAUAUUGCGAAAAGAAUCAUAUCGAACAAGAACUUCAAUCACGAAGUCUUCACACUCUUCCUCCCCCAUCACUCUGCGCAAGCAGCUGUGAUAUCCUUCUGCGACUGCCAAAAUGGCAACCACAUUACGAUCAACCACUCCUCCUCCUCCUUCCCAACAAGCACGAACACCACAAACACCAAGAUGGGGUGCAAAGGGCGACGACUAUCAACCGUAUUCACCUCGAAAGUCAGCACGCCUAUCCCAGUUAUCCCAUGGUACAACUCCGCCUCCUCAUCAAUCAUCUCGCAACACCAUCCACUCCUCAACACCAUCCAAAUCUACUUCUAGCUUGACCUCUACCCCUUCCUCCCCGCAGACCGCAAAGAAGCGCGCUCCGAGACAAUCCCUUCCCGAGAUGGGCGGACGACGUGUGUCUGGUGCGUUGACAAAGGAUUCUGCCAUUGAAGCUGCAUCUGCGCUUGGUUUACCAGCUCCCAGAGAUAAUGACAAGAUGAUUGCGCAGCAAUCUACCACAGUUUUUCGCAAUAACGGCAUGCUUCCGACACCGGCGAAGACCCCGAAGAAGCGUCCAGAAAAGAUCUCCCCUGCUGUCACUUCAGUUGCCCGUAAUCUAUUCGCUAUUCGCCCUAGCUCUGAUGAGAUCAUGCCUUCUCCAAGAAAAGGCCGGAAGCAUUACACUGGCUUCACAUUGGAUAGCUUCGAGGCCGAGGAGGAGCAAACACCUAUUCAAAUCUAUACCGAUUCCAACGAUAGAGUCCCCGAGGUCGACAAUAAUGCUGAUAAUCCAUUCUACGGUCAAGGUGCUUCUGUCCCAUCUGAACCAACGAAGCGCUCCAGCAAGCGUCGGAAGAUUAUGGUAGCUGGUGAAGGUGAACAAGAUAUUGAGGAUUUGGAGAAGCGUGAGGAUGGCCUGGUAUACGUCUUUCGAGGCAAGAAGAUGUUCCGCAAGUUUGCUGUCGACUCCGACACCGAGGAUGGUACUGUGUCUCCUGAACUUCCCCGAUCGAUGAGAUCCGCCGUGAAGCCAAAGCUCCUCUUCACUGAAGAGCGUGCUCAAGCUGCUGAGGCCAAAUCUCACAACACCGAGGAUGAAGAGGCGGAUACGGAUAUUGAGGACCGUGACGAGAUCACCACCCCUACUGCCCAAGCUCACGACAUUACUGCUACCCCCAAGGCUCCGAAAUUCGCGCCAUAUACCCCACCAACUACCGUCCGAGCUACUCGAUCGAAGAAAGUGUAUAUGACCAGCUCUCCCGCUGGCCCAGGUAGUGAUGAUGAGAUGGCCAACGACGUCGUCCCUACAACGCCAAUGUUUCGAGCUUCUCAAUUGGGCAGAGCUGGGCUUUUCGAUGAAUGGUCUCAUGCUGGUUCAACAAGCAGAGAGUCUAAGAAGAGAGGCACCGAAGCUAUGGGCAGUCCUAGCAGAAGUGCGAAGAAGCCUCGUGCAUAAAGCAAUCUAGGGUGUGAUGGUUUGGAGGAAUUAUGAAUUGUAUUACUUGAAAGUUCUGUCGCUACUUUUAAGAGCACGGACUACUUAUUGCUUCUUUCUGCGACGGUCUCGGAAUGGGAUGACCAAAAUAUUAUGCUCGACCGGCGAGUCUGCAUUGGCAUUGGAGAUUUUCUUCCGUGCAACUUACUCUCGUUGAGACGAGGUGUGAUUCUGGUUGGCAUGCAUCUUAAGGGGGAUGGACAACCUCGAUGCUGCUACCUAGACUGUUGAGAUACUGUAGCUGCCUGGUAUUUUGCGAUAAUGGACACUUUAUAAACUUCUACUGGCAUGUGAUGAUAUGACUUCUUGCCUGUGUGAGACUGUGGUACGUUGUUUGAGGAAACGUUGAGUCUGUUGCCAGCUCUAUUUCUGUCACGACAUUGAGGUAAGUGCCGGCUUCCAACGCAAAACUCUUGUUUGGAUAUUUUCGGUG